GUAUUUGCUGGCACCACUGUCAAUGUCAAAGUCACCGGUCUACCCCUCCCGCCCCGCAACUUCCGAACCUCUCUUUCAGAAGUUCUAACCAUGGCGGCCGGGGUACUUUACACCUAUCCUGAAAACUUCCGUGCUUACAAGGCGUUGAUCGCCGCACAGUACUCUGGAGCUGAUGUGAAAGUGGCUCCAAACUUUGUGUUUGGUGAGACUAACAAGUCGGCAGAAUUCUUGAAAAAGUUCCCAGCCGGUAAAGUGCCGGCUUAUGAAAGCGCCGAUGGAAAGGUUCUGCUGUCAGAGAGCAAUGCUAUUGCCUACUAUGUGUCGGACGCGGCGCUGCGCGGCGGCGACGCGGCCACGCAGGCGCGCGUGUGGCAGUGGGCCUCGUGGGCCGACAGCGAGCUCCUGCCAGCCUCCUGCGCCUGGGUCUUUCCCUACCUAGGCAUCAUGCAGUUCAACAAACAGAAUGUUGAGCGUGCAAAGCAAGACCUCUUGGCUGCCUUGAAAGUGUUGGAUACCCAUCUGCUGACGCGCACAUUCCUUGUCACUGAAAGGAUCACCCUGGCCGACAUAAUCGUCUUCACUACUCUCAUCCACGCAUUCCAGCACGUGCUGGAGCCGGGCGUGCGCGCGUCGCUGCGCAACGUGUCGCGCUGGUGGGGCACGCUGGCGGCGCAGGCGCGCGUGCGGGCCGUGCUGGGCGCGCUGCCGCUGUGCGCCGCGCCGCCCGUCUACGACGCCAAGAAGUUCCAGGACUUGUCGCACAAGAAGGACUCCGGAGACAAGAAGAAGGAAAAGAAGGCCGAAAAGAAAGAUCAGCCCAAAAAGAAGGAGGAACCCCAGCCCGAACUCGCCGACGAGAUCGACGAGAAACCGAAAGAGUCCAAGGACCCCUUUGACUCGAUGCCCAAGGGAACUUUCAACAUGGAUGACUUUAAACGUUGCUACUCCAAUGAAGAUGAAGCAAAAUCCAUCCCUUACUUCUGGGAGAAGUUCGACCCUGAGAACUACUCCAUCUGGUAUGCUGAGUACAAGUACCCUGAAGAACUAGCUAAAGUGUUCAUGAGUUGCAACCUUAUAACUGGCAUGUUCCAGCGUCUGGACAAGAUGCGUAAGCAGGCGUUCGCAUCCGUGUGUCUGUUCGGCGAGGACAACAACUCCAGCAUCUCUGGCGUGUGGGUCUGGCGCGGUCAGGAGCUAGCCUUCCCGCUGUCGCCCGACUGGCAGAUCGACUAUGAGUCGUACGACUGGAAAAAACUGGACCCGGCCAGCCCGGAGACCAAGAAGCUGGUGCAGGAGUACUUCUCGUGGAGCGGCGCCGACAGCAAGGGCCGCAAGUUCAACCAGGGCAAGAUCUUCAAGUGAGAGGCGCCGCCCCGAUACUAUUUAUAUUGUAUAAAGUACUUGCAUUUAUUUUGUAUUGCACCACUCCGUCUCUGCUCGAAAGAAGACUUGUUGCUGUGUAAGUCGGCAGUUGAAAUAAAUUGUUUUUUAUUUAUGCA
Molecule: messenger RNA, 1499 nt
Organism: Trichoplusia ni (cabbage looper)
Lineage: Eukaryota; Metazoa; Arthropoda; Insecta; Lepidoptera; Noctuidae
Gene: eEF1gamma
Product: elongation factor 1-gamma
Exons: 10
Coding region: 91-1362 (423 amino acids)
Biological process (GO): translational elongation
Cellular component (GO): nucleus; cytoplasm
Molecular function (GO): translation elongation factor activity
Source: RefSeq, a predicted model, not a curated record